UGAAUACAAAUAUAUAUUUAUAUAUAUAUAUAUAUAUAUAUAUAAUAAAGAGACACAUACACAUACACGGCCUUAGAAUUGUUCAAACCCACCAAAACGAUCUAGAGUCAAGAAAAGAGUGCCAUUUCUAACCAUGGAGGCCGAAGCUUCAGCGUUUGAGACGAGUGAGAUGGUGGCGACGUUCUUGACGUCGACGCCAUUGGUGAGGGAGUCAUGGAGGCUGUGCGAAACGGCGUCGUUUUCGCCGACGGGAAUCGUGAUUGAGCAAAGAGGCCACGUGGGAUAUUUGGCCUUCUCCUCAAUUCAAAUGGGUCAAGCCAUCACCGACCCAAACUGGGCUCGUUUGGUUCCUUUAGAUAUAGCGGGUGGCGUCGUUUUUGGGCCACUUCUCAGUUGCCGUGACGGUGACGGUGACGGUGAUCAGCCGUCUGCUACGAUCCACGCUGGCCUGUUAGAACUCUUCUUGUCCUUGUUUCGCUCCCAAAAUCUACAACACCAGAUAUUGGCAUUAAAAGAGCAAUGCAAGUCCAUAGUGAUCACAGGUCAUUCCUUAGGGGGAGCAAUAGCCUCUCUUUCAACAUUGUGGCUUCUUUGUCACUGUUACCUCCAAUCAGUCUCCUUUUCCCCCUCAGUCCUCUGCAUAACCUUUGGCUCACCAUUGCUAGGAAACGAGUCCCUCUCACAAGCCAUCCAUCGCGAAAGAUGGGGUGGAAACUUUUGCCAUGUAGUGUCCAAGCAUGAUAUUAUGCCAAGGCUGCUCCUUGCUCCCUUGGCCACAGUCACUCCUCAAAUGCAGCUGUUGCUUCAGCAUUGGCAUGAUUCCAUGAGAACUACUAAUACUCCUCAGUUUGGCAGUCAUCAAAAUGCGGCUGCUACUUCUGCUUCUGCUGCCCAACUUGGAGACCGAGAAAGAGCCGAGUUCGUUGGACUCAUUAUGGCUUGUUUGGAGAACUCUUCAUCAGAAGAGGCUUUUAAAAACUUGCUGUUUUGGCCCUUCGGAAACUACCUGUUGUGCUCCCAUGACGGAGCCAUUUGCUUGGAAAAUGCAACAUCUGUCAUUAAGAUGAUGCAUCUGAUGUUCAUGUCAGGCUCUCCCAAUGACUGCAUCGACGAUCAUCUCAAUUAUGGAGAAUGUGUUGGGAGAAUUUCUUCACAGUAUCUGAAACGUUUUGUCCAAAUGCAUCCUCCUGAAUCAAGUUACGAGGCAGGACUUGCCCUGGCAUUGCAUUCAUCGGGAAUUCGUUCUCAGGAACCAGCUGUUAGUUUGGCUAAAGACUGCCUAACUAAUGCAAGACGGCUGGGGCUCACGCCAAGAAUAAAGUGCGCUAAUCUUGCUGUAAGCUUAUCCAAAGUUGUACCAUAUCGAGCUCAAAUCGAGUGGUAUAAAGCAUCCUGUGAUGAGUCCAGUGAUCAAAUGGGAUACUAUGAUCACUUCAAGAGGAGAGAAUCCUCAAAAAGCGGUGACCAAGUUAAUAUGAAUAGGUGCAAGCUUGCUGUCUUCUGGGAUAAGGUUAUUGACCUAUGGGAAAGCAAUCAGCUGCCUUAUCAUUUUCAUAAAAGAGCAAAAUGGGUCAAUGCUUUCCAUUCCUACAAGCUGCUGGUUGAGCCACUUGAAAUUGGAGAGUACUAUAGAAAGGGCAUGCACAGAGAUAAGGGACAUUACUUGAGAAAUGGAAGACCAAGGAGGUUCCAAAUUUCUGAUAGGUGGUGGAAAGAAAGAAGGAGAUAUGAGAAAGACAAUGAUGCAAGAACCACGUUUGCAAGUGCGACUCAAGAUUCAUGUUUUUGGGCAAGAUUGGAGGAAGCAAUGGAGUUGCUAGCUAACCUUCAAAGUGAGAAUGGAGAAGUUAAAGAGAUAUGGGAGAAUAUCAAUAAAUUUGAUGAAUACGCUAGGAGAUUAGUCGAAAGGAAAGAAGUUUCCAAAGAUGUUCUGGCGAAAAAUUCAAGCUACACUAGGUGGACUGAAGAACUCAAAAAACUAAGUUCACCUCUGGUUUUUCCUGUGUCUCCCUUCCCUUAGAUGAAGUUCUAAAGUUUCCAAAUUUGAGUGGUUUUUGGGAAAUGGUAAUUUUGUUUAGUGCUACUUUAUUUUGAAAUAGCGCUUAGUACGUGCCAUCAUGUAAAAUAAUUAAGAAACGUUUUAAUGCUGUUGAAGAAUCUCAAGAUCUUGUUGCUUCAAAA
Humulus lupulus (European hop) is the source of this 2181-nucleotide messenger RNA. Its product is annotated as lipase-like PAD4. Gene Ontology annotation, biological process: lipid metabolic process. The record is from RefSeq and is a predicted model, not a curated record. Bases 134 to 2020 code for a protein of 628 amino acids. Lineage: Eukaryota; Viridiplantae; Streptophyta; Magnoliopsida; Rosales; Cannabaceae. The transcript has 4 exons.